AUGUGGGAGAUGAUCCCCAAGGGUCCUGGGAUGGGCGAGCGAGCUAUGCCACAGGUCCUGGGACAGGCGGGCAAGGCCUGCCGCAUGACCCAGGAUGGACAGGUGAAGCUCGCCACAGGUCCCGGGACAGGGGGGCGAGGCCCGCCAUGGGUCCGUGGACGGGCGGGCAAGGUCCGCCAUAGGUCCCAAGACUGGCAGGCGAGGCCCGAAACGUGUCCCAGGAUGGGCAUGCGAGGUCCACUACUGGUCCUGAAUGGGGGGGCAAGGCCCGCCAUGGUUCCCGAGACGGGCGGGGAAGGUGCGCCAUGUGAUCCGGGACCGUCGGGCGAGGCCUGCUACGUGUUCGGGACGGGUGGGGGGAGGCCCGCUACGGGUCCUGGGAUGGGUGGGGGAGGCCCACCACUGGUCACGGGACGGAUGGGCGAGGCCCACCACGGGUCUUGUGACGGGCAGGGGGAGGCCUGCCAGGUGUCCUGGGACAGGCUAGUGAGGCUUGCUGUGUAUCCUGUGACGGGCAAGCGAGGCCCACAGCGCUUUCCAGGAUGGUCUUGA
Molecule: messenger RNA, 552 nt
Organism: Macrobrachium nipponense
Lineage: Eukaryota; Metazoa; Arthropoda; Malacostraca; Decapoda; Palaemonidae
Product: myosin-K heavy chain-like
Exons: 1
Coding region: 1-552 (183 amino acids)
Source: RefSeq, a predicted model, not a curated record